AUGUCCGAAACCAUCAAGCCCGUCAAAAUCCCUGGCAUUGCGUGGGACAUCGCUGCCGACAUAUACUUCCCACCCAAGUUUGACGACACGAAGAAGUACCCGGCUGUCGUGUCAGCCCAUCCAAUUGGCUCGUGCAAAGAGCAGACUUCGGGCAAUGUCUAUGGCAAGGCAAUGGCUGAAGCUGGCUUUGUAGUUGUCGCGUUUGACGCAUCUUUCCAGGGAGCUUCAGGCGGAUUGCCCCGGUUCGUGGAGAACCCUGAAUUGCGCGUCUCUGACUUCCGCUAUGUCAUCGACUACAUCCAGACGCUCCCAUAUGUCGACCCGGAGCGUAUCGGCGUGCUGGGCGUUUGCGGCGGUGGCGGCUAUGCUUUCAACGCGACCAUGACUGACUACCGCCUCAAGUGCUGCGUCGGCAUCACAGCAGCGAACUUUGGUCGGCUGGCCCGCGAGUCCCUUGCUGGCUUCGACCCGGUCGGUUCUCUUGAGAAAAUGGCCAAACAGCGCACCCUCGAAGCCCAGGGUGCCGAUCGUUAUAUAUUCCCCUUCCUUCCCCCAACAGUCGAGGAGGCUAAGAAGAUGACCUCGGAUCCUGAUAUCGUGGAGGCAACUGAAUACUACAAGACCAGCCGCGGCCAGAAACCAUGUGGUGCCACGAGCGGUCUUUUCUCAUUCAAUAGCGCCGCCCUUGCAUGGGAUGCUUUCAGCCAUGCGGAGGUCAUCAUGACUCGUCCCUUCAUCGCCGUUAUUGGCGAUAUUCCUGGCGGCUUUGGCGCCUACCGUGAUGGUCAUGAGAUUUAUGGUCGUGCCGCUUCUAAAGAGAAGGAGCUCGUUGUGCUCCCCGGCGUGUCGCACUAUCAGCUUUACGACCAGCCGAAGGCUGUCAAAGGCGCGCUCGACAAAGCCCUGCCAUUCCUGAAGAAGCAUCUCGGCGAAGCUAAGUAG
Messenger RNA from Talaromyces proteolyticus, 942 nucleotides. RefSeq names its product Alpha/Beta hydrolase protein. The transcript has a single exon. The record is from RefSeq and is a predicted model, not a curated record. Lineage: Eukaryota; Fungi; Ascomycota; Eurotiomycetes; Eurotiales; Trichocomaceae. The coding region runs from base 1 to 942 and encodes 313 amino acids.